AUGGAAGAUGAUGGUGGUGGCAGUGGAGGUGAAGGAAAUGGUGGAUUUUCUCCUAAUUCUAGCUUUGGGGCAUUCCCUGAUACGGCCAUGGAUUUGGACUUCAUGGAUGAGCUCUUGUUUGAUGGAUGUUGGAUAGAGACAACAGAUAGUAAGAGCUUGAAACAGACAGAAGAGUCUGCUACAGCUUCUACCCCCAUGAAUGACAAUAGCCCUUUCCUCUGCUUUGGCGAGAGUCCAUCUCAAGACCAUUUCUCUAAUGAAGAAACAGAGAGGAGUUAUCUCAAGAACAACAAACCGAUGAAUCAAGAACCUUUUAACCAGGAUGGAGCAAGUCUUGAGGAAGCAGAAAAGCUUUGGUGGAUUGCCCCAAGAGCAAGUGAAGGUCCUUCUUCAUCUGUGAAGGAGAGACUAUUACAAGCUAUAAGCGGUCUUGACGAGGCGGUGGAGGAUAAGGACUUCCUGGUACAGAUAUGGGUGCCAUUUCAGCAGGAAGGGAAAAACUUUCUUACCACUUGGGCGCAGCCACAUUUGUUCAACCAAAAGUACUCAAGCCUUGCAAAAUACAGACAUGUCUCAGAGACUUACAAUUUCCCGGCUGAUGAAGGUUCGAAAGAUGUAGGUCUUCCAGGUCGUGUCUUCUUGCAGAAACUGCCUGAGUGGACUCCUGAUGUGCGUUUCUUUAGAAGCGAAGAAUAUCCACGCAUCAAAGAAGCACAAAAGUGUGAUGUUCGUGGCUCGCUUGCCCUUCCUGUGUUUGAAAGAGGUAGUGGGAUUUGUUUGGGUGUUGUUGAGAUCGUCACAACAAAUCAGAAGAUGAUUUAUGGGCCAGAGCUUGAGAAUAUCUGCAAAGCUCUUGAGGCUGUUGAUCUAAGGAGUUCAAGUAACUUGAACCCUCCAAGCGUUGAGUCUCUGCAGGUAUAUAGUGAUUUCUACAAUGCUGCAUUACCUGAGAUAUCAGAUUUCUUGGCCUCAGUCUGCAGAUUAUAUGAUUUGCCUCUAGCUUUGUCAUGGGCUCCGUGUGCUCGUCAUGGGAAAGGUGGAUCCCGACAUUCAGAUGAGAACUUCUCUCAGUGCGUUUCGACAAUGAAUUCUGCUUGCUUUGUCCUCGAUGAAGAGAGCAAGAACUUUCUCGAGGCAUGCUCUGAACAUCAUCUGCUCCAAGGGGAAGGCAUUGUUGGGAAAGCAUUCAAAGCAACCAAACUGUUUUUUGUACCUGAAGUGACCUCAUUUAGCAAGACCAACUACCCUCUUGCGCACCAUGCCAAGAUAUCUGGACUACAUGCUGCUCUAGCGGUCCCGUUAAAGAGCAAAUCCAAUGCUUCUGUCGAGUUUGUGUUGGAAUUCUUCUUUCCAAAAGCGUGCCUAGACACUGAAGCGAAACAGGAAAUGCUCAAGUCGCUGUCUGCGACUCUGCAGCAGGAUUUCAGGAGUUUAAAUCUGGUCAUUGACAAAGAUCUAGAGUUAGAAGUUGUAUUGCCUGUUAGAGAGGACAUGGUUAUCUCAGAGAACCCUUUAACCUGUGCAGAGACCGCAGAAAUUCAUCUGCAAGAAUCGUCAUGGAUCUCCCACAUGAUAAAUGCAAACGAGAAGGGCAAAGGUGUGUCACUUUCUUGGGAGUACCAGAAAGAAGAUCCAAAAGAUGAAUUCAAGGUCCCAUAUACAAAUCAGCUUGAUCCAAGCCCCAACAACUUUCCUUUAGAAGCUGAGAUUCAGCAGGCUUCAAGUUCAGGACUCAGAGUUGCUACUGGUCCAAGAACCGAAGCAGCUUCCACUGGUGGUGGAAAUAUGUUAGGGAGUAGAAGACCAGGGGAAAAGAGAAGAACAAAACAUGAAAAGACCAUUGGCUUGGAGGUUCUUCGACAAUACUUUUCUGGAAGCCUCAAAGAUGCAGCCAAGAGCAUUGGUGUUUGUCCAACUACCUUGAAAAGGAUAUGCAGGCAACACGGAAUAACAAGAUGGCCCUCCCGGAAAAUCAAGAAGGUUGGGCAUUCGUUGAAGAAGCUCCAACUUGUUAUGGACUCUGUUCAAGGUGCACAGGGCUCUAUCCCACUCGAUUCAUUCUAUACAAGCUUCCCAGAGUUGAGCUCCCCGAAUAUGUCCAGCACUGGCCAGUCACAGCAUCUGAACGUUCCAACAGAAAACGGUGUUUUGGCAGAGGAAAAAACAUCACCAAGGUCACCAUCAUCUUCUUGCAGCAAGAGCUCUGGUUCAAGCACCAAUGCGAAAACUGCAAACACUCUGAAAACUCCUGAGGAUGCUGGCGCGGUCUUGAAGAAAGCUCAUAGCGAGGCGGAACUGCAUAUCAACCAGGAGGAAACAAAAUGUCUUGCAAGAACCCAGAGCCAGAAAAUAUCCAAGGAGCCUCCACUUGUUGAAAAUUUACCUCCAUUACCAGCUAGUAGCAACAAGAGCUUAAGAGCUGGAGGGGCCAUUAAAGUGAAAGCGACGCUUGGUGAGGCCAUAGUACGGUUUACCUUGCUCCCGAGCUGGGGUUACAGAGAGCUGCAGCAAGAGAUUGCUAGACGCUUCAACAUAGAUGACAUUUCCUGGUUUGAUCUCAAGUACUUGGAUGAUGAUAAGGAGUGGGUUCUUCUGACAUGUGAAGCGGAUCUGGAGGAAUGCAUUGACAUACAUAGAUCAUCACAGAGCCAAACAAUUAAAAUAAGUCUUCACGAACCUUAUCAAGUCAAGCUGGGAGGUUCUUUUGGUAGCACUGGUCCAUCCUAA
Microthlaspi erraticum is the source of this 2727-nucleotide messenger RNA. NCBI's taxonomy places the organism in Eukaryota, Viridiplantae, Streptophyta, Magnoliopsida, Brassicales, Brassicaceae. The record is from the annotation of a GenBank genome assembly.